CAAGAUUGAGAACACAAAAGUGAUAGAAAAAAAAUGUUUGAGAAAAAUGAAAAAAAAUGGGAAAAGAUUUAAAAAAAAAAAAAAGAAAUCUGAAGACGGAUGAGUCAAGUCAAAAGGAACCGACCCGUUAACUGCGGUUCGGGUCAAACCUUCCUCUGAUUUGAUAUAUACAGACCGCAAACGCAGUGUGGGAAGAAGAGAGAGAGAGAAAUGGGUGUAAUGGAGGUAGCAUUGGUGUGCUUAUUUGUUGGAGUUUUAGGGGCAAAAGCUGAGCAAUUGAGCACAAAAGAGUGUGAAAAUCUGGGAUUUACGGGUCUAGCUUUAUGCUCCGAUUGUAGAACUCUUGCUGAGUAUGUCAAAGAUCAAGAGUUGGUGUCUGAAUGUUUGAGCUGUUGCACAGAAGACUCUGAUGAUGCCAUGAGUAAGGUUGUUUAUUCUGGAGCAGUUUUGGAAGUCUGCAUGAGAAAGCUAGUUUUCUAUCCUGAAGUCGUCGGGUUCAUUGAAGAAGAGAAGGACCAAUUCCCUUUUGUAAAAGUUCAAUAUGCAUUUAAUUCUCCACCAAAGUUGAUCAUGUUGGAUGAUCAUGGAGAGCACAAGGAAACCAUUAGAAUUGAUAACUGGAAACAUGAGCACAUAUUGCAAUUCUUGAAAGAGAAGGUUAAGCCAUCAUCGGAUAUCUAAUGUGGCUGGUAGUCUAGUCCUGGUUUGAUCAAGAGCAAUGAUAAGAGUGGACUUGUCUUCUACCUGCAUCUAGUUUCAGAGAACUCCAAAUCUCACAUAUUGUUUUUAAGAGAAUGAUAUGAAAUUAAUAGCAGCGACACACAAGUUCGACGGCUACUUCUUUAUGCAAAACAUGCUCUGGAUGUUGCGUGACGUAAUCAAUUGAUUUCGUCAUUCCUGCUCUUUUAUUUUUUUCCUUAAAUUUUCUCACUCUAGAACCCCCCCCCCCCGGCGGUCCCCCUCAAUUUGUCAUUAUCAGACUAUCGCUUAGUAAUACUGAUUCCGAGAGGAAAACAUUAUAUUAUUAAUAUUUGUAAUCAUAUAAAAAAACUUAAAUGUCGCCAUUCUGGUGAGGGUUGCCGUGAGCUCAA
Molecule: messenger RNA, 1091 nt
Organism: Capsicum annuum
Lineage: Eukaryota; Viridiplantae; Streptophyta; Magnoliopsida; Solanales; Solanaceae
Product: selenoprotein F
Exons: 4
Coding region: 211-681 (156 amino acids)
Cellular component (GO): endoplasmic reticulum lumen
Molecular function (GO): oxidoreductase activity
Source: RefSeq, a predicted model, not a curated record